Messenger RNA from Rhodofomes roseus, 1278 nucleotides. RefSeq names its product UEV-domain-containing protein. The record is from RefSeq and is a predicted model, not a curated record. Gene Ontology annotation, cellular component: ESCRT I complex. The transcript is spliced from 6 exons. Gene Ontology annotation, molecular function: ubiquitin binding. NCBI's taxonomy places the organism in Eukaryota, Fungi, Basidiomycota, Agaricomycetes, Polyporales, Fomitopsidaceae. The coding region runs from base 1 to 1278 and encodes 425 amino acids. Gene Ontology annotation, biological process: protein modification process; endosome to lysosome transport; protein transport.
AUGGGCUCGCACGAAAACCUCACGCACAGCUGGCUGCGCCAGAACAUCCAGCCCUACACACACACAGACACCGUCUUCCACCACGUCGACGCCGCCCUCACCCGCUAUCCGACCAUCCGACCAAAGACAGACGUCUACACCUUUGACGACGGCCGCACCCAGCUCCUGCUCUGUCUGCACGGUCUCCUCCCGAUAACAUUCCGCGCCGCGUCGUACAACAUCCCAGUCGCAGUAUGGCUCACCAGGGAGUACCCCCAGCAACCCCCUAUCGCAUACGUCGUCCCCACGAGUGACAUGCUUGUUCGCCCCGGUCCUGACAUGGACGUCAGCGGAAGGUGCCAAGUCCAGUACCUGCGCAACUGGGAGAGGAAGCCCGAGGGGUGCAGUGUCGUCGCUCUCUUCGAAGCAAUGCAAGACAGUUUUUCGUGCCUUCCUCCGGUGUAUUCCAGGCCUGCGCGCGCGGCGACCCAACCCGCCACAUCGCCCCGCCCGACGGCAAGUAGCACGCAGACUGAUGCGCCGCCUCCUGCGCUACCCCCGCCCUUCGUCUCUCCCCAGCCAAUAGCAAGCUACGUGCCUCACUACCACAGGCCACCCGCCGCGCCCAGUCCUCCGUCUGUCCCCGCGCCUGCCCCCCCGCCCGCUCCGCACAUCCCACCGCCCGACCUGCUCGACUCGGAGGACUUCUCCGCCGCGCAGGCCGUGGCGACCCCGCCGCCGUCCGCGCCCGCGCCGCCGCGCCCGCCGAACCCGGAGCUGCUCCGCCUGCACGAGCAGGUGCACGCGAAGCUGCAGUCCGAGCUCGCGUCGCUCCAGCAGGCGAUGGCGCUCGACGCGGAGCGCCUGCGCGCGCACCAGGCGGACCUCCUCGCGGGCGAGCCCGCCAUCCGCGACGAGAUGGCGCGCCUCGAGGCCGUGCGCGACGUGUGCAGGACCGUCGCGGAGCGCAUGCGCGGCGUCGUGGACGCGGGCGCGAGGAACGUGGCGGAGCUGAGGCGGAAGGGCGAUCCGGAGGUUGACGAGCUCGUGUGCUCGACGACGAUCGUGCAUAAUCAGUUAAUCAACCUUGUGGCGGAAGAUAAUGCCAUUGAGGACACCAUCUACCAUCUUCAUCGCGCGCUCAACUCGGGCCGAAUGGACCUGGAGAAAUUUAUCAGGACGAGCCGAGCACUAGCUGAGGAGCAGUUCAUGAAGCGCGCUCUCAUCGAGAAGAUCCAGGCCGGCCUGCCCCCAGGAGACUCCGACAUGAGGUGGACAAUGCCAGCGGAGUGGAGAUAG